AUGGCCAAGGCGGCGGCCUCCUCGGCGCUGGAGGACUUGGAUCUGAGCGGAGAGGAGGUGCAGCGGCUCACCUCCGCCUUUCAGGACCCAGAGUUCCGCCGAAUGUUCUCCGAGUACGCCUCGGAGAUCACAGACCCUGAGAACCGCAGGCGCUAUGAGGAGGAGAUCACCGCCCUGGAGCGGGAGCGCGGGGUGGAGGUGCGGUUCGUGCACCCAGAGCCCGGGCACGUGCUGCGAACCAGCCUGGACGGGGAGCACCGCUGCUUCGUGAACGUGUGCAGUAACUCGCUGGUAGGCGCGCCCAGCAGCCGGCCGGGCCCGGGGCGCGGCGGCACAGCAGCUGGCAGCCACUGGUCCCUGCCCUACAGCCUGGCGCCGGGCCGCAAGUACGCGGGGCGCAGCGGCUCCCGCUACACGGUCUACGACGUGGUCUUCCACCCGGACGCCUUAGCGCGGGCCCGGAGCCACGAGCGAUUCCGCGAAAUGCUGGAUGCCACGGCCCUGGAGGCGGUGGAGCAGCAAUUCGGCGUCAGGCUGGACCGCAGGAACGCCAAGACCCUGAAGAUCAAGUACAAGGGGCUGCCCGAGGCUGCAGUGCUCCGCACGCCCCUUCCCGGGGGCGGCCCUGCCCGGCCCGACGGGGAGCCACCCGGGCUUCUCCCGGACCUGCUAUACCCGUACCCGUACCGCUACCCCGAAGCGGCGGAGAGCACGGCUCGCACACCGGCAGCCCCGGCUCCCCAGGCACCCCGGGCGGAGCAGCGGCCGGAGCCCACGGAGCCGCGGUGCACGGUGGUGCAGCGCCACCACGUGGACCUCCAGGAUUACCGCUGCUCGCGCGACGCCGCCCCGAGCCCGGUGCCGCACGAGCUGGUGGUCACCAUCGAGCUGCCGCUGCUGCGCUCGGCCGAGAAGGCGGACCUGGAGGUGAAGGGGAAGCUGCUGUGCCUGGACUCCAGGAGCCCGGACUACCGGCUGCGCCUCUCGCUGCCCUACCCGGUGGACGACGGCCGCGGCAAGGCGCAGUUCAACAAGGCGCGGCGACAGCUGGUUGUCACGCUGCCCGUGGCCCUGGCGACCGCGCGCCGGGACCUCGCUGCGCCGCCGCCGGAAGUGUCCGCGGCCGAGACCGGAUCUGACGGCGCAGCCAGCGCUUCCGAGGGCGACCUCGCUGCUGCGGCGCGGGAAGAUUCGGUGAAUGAGACCCGAGCUGACCGCGGGGACGGGAGCGGUGUGGGAGCCCCAGGCUUCGGGGCUGCAGACGCUGAAGGGGAGCUCGUUCCCAAGCCGGGGCGAGACUUCGGUGGGGACUCGGUGGCAUCUCUAGACCUCGGGGAAGGGUCUCCUUCUGGGGACCGAAGCCUCCCUUGCACCGCGUUCCCGGUCUGUGACACCGAGUCCCGUGCGGGAAACCCGGGACUGUGCGGAGACCCCAAUGCCCAGGCGUGUGAGGAGCCGGAGGGGACCCGCCACGACGCCUGGGGCUCAGCCAUGGGUGGCUCCGGAGCCGAGAGCAUCGAACCAUCGUGCCCUCCUUUGCAGUGCAGUCAGGACGAAGACUCCUUGACCCUGCUCAUUCAGGUGCCUCAGAUUCUGCCGCAGAGUCUUCAGGGGGACCUGAGCCCCCUCCGAUACAAAGUGUGCUUCUCCACACAGGACUCAGGCUAUUCCUUCACUCUGCAGUUUGCUCCACAGAAUAAGUUGAGUACCAGAGACCCGGCGGUUAGCAUUUCUGUCAGCAAUGCAGUGAUAGUACUGGCAAAAUCUCCGGAGAGCCGUGGACACUGGCGAGAAUGGUACUGUGGCUUCAACACCGAUUCUUUGGAGGAAAGAUUGUUUCUCGAUGAAGAAAACGUUAAUGAGUUUCUUGAAGAGGUUCUGCACUCCCCAUCGACACAGGAAAGGUCCCUAGCCCCCCCACCAUUGAUUGAAGUUCUUCGGGUUACAGAUGAGAAGAUUCAGAUUCAUACAAAGUUGCAAGAGUGUAGUGGGCUUCAAGGAGAGGAAAAAGGAGUCAGUGAAGAAUGUCCACUAAGUGAACAGGGAGAGACAGAACAUUUUACCACCUCUACCGCUGACCCCGAUUCAUCUGUUGCAGUUGAAGCACUAAAAACAAACACUUGUGGCUCAGCUGUGGGCCCUCAACACAUUUGUUCUGAUCUUCCUCACAUGCUGUCUAGAAAACCUCAGCAACCGAAGGCAACAACGGACCCCGAGUUUAUAAAAGAAAACAGUGCAACCUCCUCAGCAGAGGAAAAGGAAAAUGUAAAAGAGCCAGUCAUAACUAAGGAAAAGGAAUUAGAUGGAGAUCACCUGUCUUCAUUACUGGACAAAACGGUAGUUCAAAACAUAGAUGACUUUGAGAGCAUCCAAGAAACCAAUAUGCAGGAUGGUAGUGUGCAGAUUAUUAAAGAUCACACAACUCAUUGUGCAUUCAGUUUUCAGAACUCUUUGCUGUAUGACUUGGAUUAAUUGUAUGUAAUUUUGAAGUUUAAAUGUUAAGUAAUAAAAAUUGGGGACCUAAAA
Messenger RNA from Mesocricetus auratus (golden hamster), 2526 nucleotides. It is a transcript of the gene Dnaaf2, whose product is annotated as dynein axonemal assembly factor 2. Gene Ontology annotation, biological process: axonemal dynein complex assembly. NCBI's taxonomy places the organism in Eukaryota, Metazoa, Chordata, Mammalia, Rodentia, Cricetidae. The record is from RefSeq and is a predicted model, not a curated record. The transcript has 3 exons. Gene Ontology annotation, cellular component: cytoplasm. The coding region runs from base 1 to 2472 and encodes 823 amino acids.